This is a messenger RNA of Dentiscutata erythropus, 147 nucleotides long. Lineage: Eukaryota; Fungi; Glomeromycota; Glomeromycetes; Diversisporales; Gigasporaceae. The record is from the annotation of a GenBank genome assembly.
AUGCCCAAUAGAUUUUUGAAGAUUAGUGACAAAAGUUUUUCAGAACAUGCAAAAUCUACAAAAAGCAAAGAAAUCUUAACAGCAAUAGAAAGAGCAAAAUUGAGAUAUUCUGUAUCAGGAUUAAUUAAUAUUUUAGCCAAUAUAUAG